Camponotus floridanus (Florida carpenter ant) is the source of this 884-nucleotide messenger RNA. RefSeq lists its product as uncharacterized. The coding region runs from base 69 to 884 and encodes 271 amino acids. The transcript is spliced from 6 exons. NCBI's taxonomy places the organism in Eukaryota, Metazoa, Arthropoda, Insecta, Hymenoptera, Formicidae. The record is from RefSeq and is a predicted model, not a curated record.
AUUAAAAGUUAUUCACAAGUAUCGCGCACAUGAUUGCAAAAUAUAUCUGAGAAAAUAUAAGAAGAAAUAUGGUUUCCUAUGCUGUAGUGCAUUUUAUAAAAAGCAAUGAUUACUCAGAGAUACCAUCAUCAUGGCUCACUGAAGAAAAAAAUAAAUGCUGGUGGCCCAAAGUUAAAAAUGUAUCACAAUAUAUUAAUUACAGCGUAACACCUGAUCCAACAACAUGGGAAAUUUAUGACGUAGAGGUUGAAGGAUUUUAUGGAACUGUGCAACUGGCAAGAAAAAAAGCCGAAAACAGCAACUGCACUUCUACUGAAGAGAAUGUUUUUCGUGGGAAAGGUCAGCGAAAAAAAAAAAGAAAGCUUUUGACCAGCGACAACAGUGAAAGUUCUGAAGAUUUAGAAUCAAAAUGUUAUAAGCCUCCUCCACAAUUAAAUAAGAAAAGUAAUGUGAUUAAGCAAAAUUACAAAAUUUCAACACUUAAUGUAUCACAUGACAAGCUACCGGACUCUAUUCUGUCUUCUUCAACAACAGAUAUUUGCAAUGGAGAAUUUUCUUGUACAGAUGUACUAGUUAAUGAAAACAAUCAGAAUAGCAAUGUCAUAACAUUGAACGAGAUUCCUGUUGUAAUAGCGUCUAAUUCAACAUAUACACCACCAGCUUUUGAAAUAGAACAACCAAUUCGUCCAAAUAGAGAAGUUACCUCUGGUAUUCAAAAACCAGUCACGGAUGCCAGCUCAAAUACCUACAAUAAUGUAUGUCAAACGUAUUGGUGGUGCAAACGGAACAGACAACGUAAAAGCAAUAUUCAAAAGAAUUUUUACAAAUCACCUUGGUACAAAGUGCAGUUGGUUAGGCCAACGAAACAAUUUCAAGAUUUGUGA